Messenger RNA from Sesamum indicum (sesame), 3014 nucleotides. RefSeq names its product nuclear pore complex protein NUP93A. Gene Ontology annotation, biological process: protein import into nucleus; poly(A)+ mRNA export from nucleus. Lineage: Eukaryota; Viridiplantae; Streptophyta; Magnoliopsida; Lamiales; Pedaliaceae. Gene Ontology annotation, cellular component: nuclear pore. The record is from RefSeq and is a predicted model, not a curated record. Gene Ontology annotation, molecular function: structural constituent of nuclear pore.
UUCAAAUUAGGGCUUUUUAGCUCCAAAAACGCUCUCUCUGUAUUCUUGUAGUUACGUAUGCAUAAUAUUGCCUUUCGCUGGACAGUGCUGGUUUAGAGUGUGUGUAGUGCGUGUUUUCUUUCAUCUACAAUGGCGAACGAUGCUGAUAUGAGCGGAUGGACUGAUCUUCUGCAUUCCUCUUCAAAGCUUAUUGAGCAAGCUGCUCCUUCAGCUCAGUUUCCGCCGCUUCAGAGGAAUUUGGAUCAGUUGGAGGCGCUGUCCAAGAAGUUGAAGGCGAAAACCCUACGAGCUGAAGCUCCUUCUCAAUCUAUUGCGGCCACUAGGCUAUUAGCUCGAGAAGGAUUAAACGCAGAGCAGCUUGCUCGUGAUCUCAAGUCCUUUGAAUUAAAGACAACAUUUGAAGAUGUCUUCCCUGCUGAGGCUACAACAGUCGAGGAGUAUCUUCAACAGGUCCAUGAAAUGGCAACGCUCUCAGCUGUUCAGGAAGCUCAGAAGGACAAUCUUAGAAGUUUCAAUGAUUAUAUGAUGUCUGUUCUGGAGGAGGACUGGCAAAAGGAGAAAAGGGAUUUUCUGCAGACCCUGAGCCGAAUUUCAACAUUACCUAGAAUUAAUAUUCAAGAUUCUAGCAGUGGGGUGAGUCGCCAGGGUCAAAUAGUGCCUAUUACUUCCAGUCCUCCAGUUCCAUCUGGUCCAUCUAGUCUGGAGUCUUCAGCUCUAGCUAAUAAACCUGUGAUUGAAAGAAAGGCUGCUGCAUAUGCUGAAGUUGUGAAGAAUCUUAACAGUGCAAGAGAGCAUGGCUUACCCUUCAAACCUGCUGCAGCUUUCAGAAAUGCGUAUGACAGUCUGAAACUUGACUCAUCUGGUGCAAAAUCUGUUAGCAUGCUGAAAAUAUGGCACCUAAUUAUGGCAUUAAUGGGUGAGGACCCAACCGUUCGGCGGAAUAUUUCCAAAAGAAUGUCCUUGGUCAUGGGAGCACGUCGCCAUCUGGAAUGGGGACACGAAAAGUAUGUUAUGGAUAUGAUUCAGAGUCAUCCUGCACAGGCUGCUCUUGGUGGGGCUGUUGGAAAUUUGCAAAGAAUCCGUGCCUUCCUUCGGAUCUGCUUAAGGGACUAUGGAGUUCUUGAUUUUGAUGCCGGUGAUGUCCGUCGUCAGCCUCCUAUAGAUACCACUUGGCAGCAGAUAUACUUUUGCCUGAGAACUGGAUACUAUGAUGAUGCUAGAGAAGUUGCCCGUACAUCCCGUGUCUCCCAGCAAUUCACUCCUCUGCUCGCUGAGUGGAUUACUACUGGAGGUAUGGUAUCACCGGAGACUGCAGCUGCCGCUUCAGAAGAAUGCGAGAAAAUAUUGCGGAUGGUUGAUCGAGUAGGGCGGCCUUCAUAUGACAAGAAAAAAUUACUCCUGCACGCCAUUAUAUCUGGUUCCAGGAGGCUGAUAGACCGAUUACUUAGAGAAUUACCUACCAUAUUUAAUACAAUCGAGGAUUUCUUAUGGUUCAUGUUGUCUGCUGUACGAGACAGCUCUGUUGGUUCCUCUACUUCCGCCCUUAGUGAUGGACUGUCACCAUACAGUUUAGAGGAUUUGCAGGCUUAUUUAAAUAAGUUUGAGCCAUCAUAUUAUACAAAGAACGGAAAGGACCCUUUGGUGUAUCCAUAUGUUCUACUUUUAAGCAUCCAGCUGCUUCCAGCUGUUAUUCAUUUGUCCAAAGAUAUAGGAGAUGAUGGAUACAGUGUGGAUUCUGUGCAUAUAUCAAUAGUCCUGGCAGACUAUGGUGUUCUUUCUGAAGGUUCUGGUUCAGGACAAAAAAUGGGGGUGAUGGAUGCUUUUGCUGAGGCAUCUAGCAUAAUUAGGCAGUAUGGGUCAGCCUAUUUGCGCCAUGGUGACUUGUUAAUGGCAUUAGAGUAUUAUGUUCAAGCAGCUUCCGCUGUGGGCGGAGGGCAAUUGUCAUGGAUUGGCAGAGGUAAUGUGGAUCAGCAAAGGCAGAGGACCUUGAUGUUAAAGCAACUUCUGACGGAGAUUUUGUUGCGUGAUGGUGGUAUAUAUCUUUUGCUUGGCUCAAGAGGUGCUGGAGAAGAAGGUCAGUUGGGAAGAUUUUUGACUGAUGGGAAGACAAGACAGCAGUUUCUGGUUGAAGCUGCUCGUCAGUGUCAGGAUGCUGGUUUAUAUGAUAAAUCCAUAGAAAUUCAGAAAAGAAUUGGGGCAUUUUCGGCUGCACUUGAUACAAUAAACAAGUGUCUGUCUGAAGCAAUUUGCGCCCUAUCACGUGGUAGACUGGAUGGCGAAAGCACGAUCACUGGGCUUAUACACUCUGGAAAUGAGAUCUUGGAAACAUUCAAAUAUUACCCUGAGAUCAGUCCUCAAGAGAGAGCCAAUGUAAUGGAGCAACAAACUGUGCUAAGACAGCUAGAGGCGAUACUAGCCAUCCAUAAACUCGCAAGGUCUGGAAACCAAUUAGAUGCAUUGAGGGAGAUCACAAGACUUCCAUUUCUCCCUCUGGAUCCAAGGUCGGCAGAUAUGGCGACCGACGCAUUCAAGAAUUUGUCACCACACGUUGAAGCGUGUGUGCCAACCCUCCUCAAAGAUGCCCUUCAUUGUUUGGAUAAUGUUGUUGACACAGAUGGAUCACUUCGUGCCUUGAGAGCAAAGAUCGCCAACUUUCUUGCUAACAACUUGAAUAGGAACUGGCCUCGUGAUCUGUACGAGAAGGUUGCCCGAAGCUUGUGAAUGUUGUAGUAGUAGUAGAAGCUUGAUUGUACCUAAUAUCCCUGCGUUUUUAUUAUGCAUUUACUACUUUACCGGAGUUAGUAUCCAAUGUUUAAACGGGCUGUACGAUGUCGAGGAAUCACAACGCGUUUUAGUGCCUUAUGAGAUCACGAAAGUAGUGAAGAUUUGCUAUCUACCUAUAUUCCUGAAGCGGUUCCUGGUGUAAGGUCUUAGUAGAAUAAUUUUUCCAUGGGGACGUUCUUGUUUAACUAUCGAAUGAAACGGAAGUCGCAGCACUGGGGCUUGAAUUUCCA